Danaus chrysippus (African queen) is the source of this 1491-nucleotide messenger RNA. The record is from the annotation of a GenBank genome assembly. Lineage: Eukaryota; Metazoa; Arthropoda; Insecta; Lepidoptera; Nymphalidae.
AUGUCUAAGUUACGUGAAUGUUUGAAACUAUCUUAUUGUAGAUAUUACAGUGCUCAACAAGUUAAAAAGAAAUUGCCUAUCAUAACGUGUAAACGUCCUGAAUUUAAUCAUUAUGAAGGACAAACCUAUGCUAAGUUUGAUGGUAUAAAACUUGCUUCACAAGGUUGGUUGCAUCCGAAAUCGAAAAACGACUAUUUUAUAGUAUAUGGAGAUGCAAAUAAAAAAAAUCAAAAAGAAGAAAAUGAGGUAUACAAGAAAAGUUUCGAAGAAAUUGGCUUGUGUGCAGAACUCAAUGAGGUUAUGUCUCGACUCGGUUACGAACUGCCAACUGCGAUUCAAGCUAGGUCAUUUUCGCCUAUAAUCCAGGGAUACAAUACUGCUCUAACCGCAGAGACAGGCUGUGGAAAGACUUUGGCCUAUUUAUUGCCAGUACUGCAACACAUACUUACGUGGAAGAAUCAUGUUAAGGAAGAUUUUAAUAGUCCACUAGCUGUCGUUAUCACACCAAGUAGAGAGCUAGCAAUACAAAUAGCCGAAGUUGCGGAGAAUGUAUGUCAGAAUCUUAACAUUAAUAUAUCCACACUGGUCGGAGGCAAGACCAAGCAGAAGAUGAUAAAUCCUCCAAUAGAAUAUAGCGAUUUAUUAAUAACAACUCUAGGUGCUUACAGCAAGUUAGUUACAACCGGUAUUUGCAAGAUACAUAAUGUACAUCACAUUGUAUUGGAUGAAGCUGACACAUUACUCGAUGAUAGCUUCAUUGAUAAACUAUCUUUGCUGUUGAAGAAAUUUCCUAUACAAUUCAAAGUAGAUAUAAAGAAUCCUCCGUCUGGGUGUCAAGUUACACUGGUCAGUGCAACAUUACCUCAUGAGUUACCAGAAGCUGUGAACUCCUUCAUGGACCCACAGUCACUACGAACAGUCACUACAGAUAAUGUACAUCGUAUUCUACCCCAUGUGCCUCACAAGUUCAUUCGUCUCGGCAAAGCCCAGAAACCCCUUGAAUUGCUGAAACUAGUGCAAGCCGACGUUAAUUUACAAAGACCGGUCAUGAUAUUCUCAAACAAGACGUCGACUUGUGAUUUCUUAGCGAUGUUCCUCAAUGAGAAUAACAUAGAAUGUAUUAAUAUAAACGGACGAAUGGCUGUUCCUUUGAAGAUGGGGAAGUAUGAAAUGUUCAAAAACGGUCAGGUCAAUGUACUCUCGUGCACUGAUAUAGCGUCACGUGGCUUGGAUACUUUGAGGACUCGACACAUUAUAAACUACGAUUUUCCCUUAUACACAUCCGACUACAUACAUCGUUGCGGAAGAACAGGCAGAUUGGGUUCGUCUAAUGAUUGUUCCAUCACCAAUUUCGUGGCUUGGCCGAGGGAGAUACAACUCGUGCAAAAGAUAGAGACCGCUCUGAGAAAACACGCAGCGUUACCAAAUGUCAACGCCAAUAUCAAACGUCAGAUCGAAGACAGAAUCACUAGAAUGACGUCGGCUACAUGA